GUGGAUCGGGAGCGAGGGAACUAAUUUAAUGUAUCCUGGUUCCAGGGUGUGAGAUUUCUGGGGGAUUGUGUCAUAUGUUGGUGCAAUCCCAAUCACCUGGAUAAACCUUAAUAAAUCGCUUUAACACCUUUGGGUCCAUUGUAUUUAAAAUGUGACUGUGUAUGUGGAGACCCUUGGAGGGGGUGAAGGGUGGCCCCUGCCAGAGCCCAGGGCAGAGCUGGGCUUGUCAGUGAGCGUGUAGGUUCUUGGAGUGCCGUGGGGUGACCUGCGAAGGAAAUAGCUGGGAUCCCCCCUCGCUGUCGACAGUUGCUCCGUGCCCAGCAGCCUGUCGCUGGAAAUUGCAGGGACCCAGGCAGCCUGCGCAGGCAGGGGAAAUGCGGGUCUCGCCCACAAAACGCAGCGGCUGGGAGCUGCUGGGGCGCUGAGGGGAAGCACAGGAGCUGUUGGCCCUGACACUCCAGAGAAAUGCAGUUUGGAGGCCUCACCGCUGUUCUUCUGUUCUAGGCCGGUGGGAGCCGCCUGGAGAGACGGCCGUGUUCCUGGCAGCCGUGCCAUGUUUGAUGAAGGAGGGUGGAACAAGGAGGAUGGCGGGGAGGCUUUCAGCCAGGCUCUCCUGCACCCUCAGCACUGUUCUGCCCAGCACUGUCCCCCGGCUCCUAGAGGCUCCUUGCGAAAGCAGCGCAGACGGCUCCUCGCAACCCUGCAGCGCCUGGAGGCCUCAAGCUGCACAGAGCCUCCUCAGAGCCCCGGGCCCCUGUCUGGGGACAGCGAAUCUGAGUCUGACUCUGCGGACCAGGCGAGGAGAAAACAGCCCAGGAAACAGAGACGGGGCCUGAAACCCAGAGCUGCCUCCUCCCAUAUCGCCCCAAGGACUCCAAGCGGCUCUGGCACUCCCCAGGUAGGGCCGGAGCCGGAGCCAGAGCCAGCUGGCAGGAGACGGAGGAAAGAUUGUGCAGCAGAGGCCCCCGGGGACAAAGCACACACGCCCAGCAAAGAGCUGCCAAGCUGGGGCGCAGCCACUGGGGGGCCUGGUCCAGUGCUGAGCAGGAAGCAGUGGAGGAACAAACAGAAGAAUAAAAGGCGACAGAAGAACAAGUUCAAAGCAGGCAUGGGGAAGGAUGUGGGGCAGAGCCUGGGCGGGGGGCAGGAUGUGGAGCAGAGGACCUCAGCACUGUCCCAGUCGGAGCUCUCGGGGGCGCUGCGGGCCCGGAUGGAGGAGCGGCUCCAGUCAGCCCGUUUCCGCUACAUCAACCAGCAGCUCUAUACGUCCAGCAGCCAGGAGGCAGCCCGGCUCUUCCAGCGCGACCCUGCUGCCUUCGCCAUCUAUCACCGCGGCUUCACUCGGCAGGUGGGGCGCUGGCCCGAGAAUCCGGUUCACCGCAUUAUCCAGUACCUGCGGGGGCGGCCGGCCUCGCUGGUGGUAGCAGAUUUUGGAUGCGGUGACUGCAAGAUUGCGACCAGCAUCAGGAACAAGGUUCACUCGUUUGACCUGGUGGCUCUGAGCCCAUGUGUCACUGUGUGCGACAUGGCCAAGGUGCCGCUGGCAGACGAGUCUGUGGAUGUCACUGUGUUCUGUCUGGCGCUGAUGGGCACCAAUCUGCGGGAGAUCCUGGAAGAGGCCAACCGGGUGCUGAGGCCAGGGGGCAUGCUGAAGGUGGCAGAGGUUGCCAGCCGCUUUGCAGACAUCCGAGCCUUUGUGAGUGCCGUGACUCAGCUGGGCUUUCAGAUUGUCUCCAAGGACCUGGACAAUCCCUUUUUCUACAUGUUUGAUUUCUCCAAGACGGGACCCCCCCGGGCUCGGGGGAAGCUGCCGGGCCUGGCACUGAGACCCUGCCUCUAUAAGAAGCGCUGAGGGGCGCCUCAGCUGAUGUCUGCCCUGGAGGCCCUGCUCCUGUACCCAGCCCC
Messenger RNA from Chelonoidis abingdonii (Abingdon island giant tortoise), 1905 nucleotides. It is a transcript of the gene RRP8, whose product is annotated as ribosomal RNA processing 8. NCBI's taxonomy places the organism in Eukaryota, Metazoa, Chordata, Testudines, Testudinidae. Gene Ontology annotation, molecular function: methyltransferase activity. Gene Ontology annotation, biological process: cellular response to glucose starvation; rDNA heterochromatin formation; regulation of transcription by glucose. Gene Ontology annotation, cellular component: rDNA heterochromatin; nucleolus; chromatin silencing complex. The record is from RefSeq and is a predicted model, not a curated record.